This is a messenger RNA of Wasmannia auropunctata (little fire ant), 1323 nucleotides long. It is a transcript of the gene EMC3, whose product is annotated as ER membrane protein complex subunit 3. Bases 409 to 1188 code for a protein of 259 amino acids. Gene Ontology annotation, cellular component: membrane; EMC complex. NCBI's taxonomy places the organism in Eukaryota, Metazoa, Arthropoda, Insecta, Hymenoptera, Formicidae. The transcript has 4 exons. Gene Ontology annotation, biological process: protein folding in endoplasmic reticulum. The record is from RefSeq and is a predicted model, not a curated record.
CGUAUACGAUAGGUAUCGAAAAUAAACCAUUACAAUGGCUUUGUUGGCAUUUUAGUGCACACAUUUUAUAAUUUUAUAACAUUAUUUAUUUUGUAUAAUUUUUAUAAACCCAUUUCAUCUCGUGAUUUCGUUAAAGCUUACUUACAACCAACUUUUGGUGCCCCUUUGUGAGAUAAGUAAAAUGUAUCAUCAUCGUUUUAAAGCCCCCUUUCUGCAUCAAAGCGCGGUCAGAAUAUAUAUGAACCUCGUGCGCGGGGAGAAAGCUAUCGCUGAAGAAGGGAGGGGAGGAUCCAGACAUAACCUCUUGACAUAACCUAAAUUGCGUGGCGGAGCGGUGAGAGGUCCUUACGCUGCUCCGUUUUACGUUUUCGUUCUCGCGAAUAGACUUUCGCGGCAGAAACAGCUGAUAUGGCCGAGUUGCUGUUGGAUCCGAAUAUCCGCGGCUGGGUAUUCUUGCCUAUAGUAGUGAUCACGUUUCUAGUCGGUAUAAUCCGCCACUAUGUUUCGAUAUUGCUCGCCUCGCAAAAGAAAGUCGAGCUCCAUCAAGUGCAGGAUAGUCAAGUCAUGAUACGCUCCCGACUCCUCCGAGAGAACGGACAGUACAUACCGAAAGUAGGUUUUAUGACCAGAAGACAUUUCUUCAACAACGAAGAGACUGGGUAUUUCAAGACUCAAAAACGUCCGCCCGUCUCGCAAAAUCCUAUGACCGAUCCAAAUAUGAUGACCGAGAUGCUGAAGGGAAAUGUUACCAAUGUCUUGCCUAUGGUACUGAUCGGUGGUUGGAUCAACUGGAUGUUCUCUGGAUUUGUGACAACUAAAGUGCCAUUUCCGUUAACACUACGUUUCAAGCCAAUGUUGCAACGUGGUAUAGAAUUAGUUACAUUGGACGCUGCGUGGGUUUCCUCAGCCUCGUGGUAUUUCCUCAAUGUAUUUGGACUAAGGUCCAUUUACACGCUUGUACUCGGCGAGAAUAACGCUGCGGAUACCACGAGACUUGUGCAAGAUCAAGUGUCGGGCGCUGCGAUGUCCAUGCCACCUGAUCCGAAAGCAGCCUUCAAGUCUGAAUGGGAGGCGUUGGAGAUCUGUGAACAUAAUUGGGCGCUACAAGGGGUAGAUGUCGAGCUCAUGGGUAUCCAAUCGAAAGCGGAUAUGGCUGAUAGCAUAUAUCAUCAAGGCAAAGCAAAUUGAUAUUUAGGAUUUAAAUUAUUUUACAAAUUCCAAAAGAAUCUAAUUUAUUUGUAAGUUAAAUAGCAAUUUGCAGCAUUUAUCUAAGGAAUAAUAUAAAGAUCUUUGUUUUUUUUAAUAAAUAAAAUGAUAAAAAUA